This is a messenger RNA of Miscanthus lutarioriparius, 2013 nucleotides long. Lineage: Eukaryota; Viridiplantae; Streptophyta; Magnoliopsida; Poales; Poaceae. The record is from the annotation of a GenBank genome assembly.
AUGUCACUUCUUAGUAGAUUCUUCUACAAGAGGCCUCCUGAUGGACUACUGGAGUUUGUUGACAGGAUCUAUGUUUUUGAUUCAUGCUUCAGCACUGAAGUUUUGCCUCAGGGAAUGUACCCAGUGUAUUUAAAUGGGAUUCUUACAGAGUUGCAUGAAGAGCAUGUAGAAUCCUCAUUUCUGGCAAUUAACUUCAGAGAUGGAGAUAAGAGAAGCCAGCUUGCUGAUAUACUACGUGAAUACAACAUUCCAGUCAUUGAUUACCCCCGUCAUUUUGAGGGCUGUCCUGUGCUUCCUUUAUCUCUUAUUCAGCAUUUCCUUCGUGUCUGUGAGCACUGGUUAUCCAGUGGGACCAAUCAGAACAUUAUCUUACUCCAUUGUGAAAGAGGGGCCUGGCCAUUGUUGGCUUUUCUUUUAUCUUGUCUUCUCAUCUACAAGAAAUUGAACAGCGCUGAGCAUAAAACUCUGGACAUUAUUUACCGUGAGGCACCUAAAGGGUUCCUACAGCUCUUUUCUGCCCUUAAUCCAAUGCCAUCUCAACUCCGUUACAUGCAGUAUGUAGCCAGAAGAAAUAUAUCUCCACAGUGGCCUCCAAUGGAAAGAGCACUCUCUUUGGAUUGCCUGAUUCUUCGAGCGAUUCCAAGUUUUGAUUCUGAUAAUGGAUGCAGGCCAUUAGUCCGCAUUUUUGGGCGAAAUCUUCUUGGCAAGAAUGCUAGCAUGACCAACAUGAUUUUUUCCAUGCCAAAGAAGAAAUCUCUUCGGCACUAUCGGCAGGGAGAUAUUGUUCUGGAGUGUGUACAUCUCGAUCUUGAUCCAGAGAAGGAAGUCAUGAUGUUCAGGAUAAUGUUCAAUACUGCUUUUAUACGUUCAAAUGUAUUGAUGCUGAAUAGCGAUGAUGUGGAUAUACUCUGGGGUUCAAAAGAGCGAUAUCCGAGGAAUUUUAGAGCAGAGGUGCUGUUUUGUGAAAUUGGGGGCAUAUCUCCCCCAAGGGCUCCAACAGCAACACUCAAUGGUGACGUGAAGGGUGGUUUACCAGUUGAAGCCUUUUCAGCUGUUCAAGAACUCUUCAAUGGAGUUGACUGGAUUGAAAGCAGCGAUGAUGCUGCCUAUUGGUUGCUCAAAGAAUUCUCAGCAAACUCGCUGCAAGAGAAAUUUCAAAAGCUUAUACUCAAUGACAUGAAAGAGAUCUCGAGAAUGCAAGCUAAAGUUGGUCUACAGAUGCCACUGAUGUCUCCACUUGAUUCUGAUGAAGAAAAGUAUUCUGUGGCUUCUGAUUCUGUUUCUUCAGCUGAUCAUGAGAAGGUUCAGCAUGGUGGAAACUCAUCUGACUCAGAGAAUAUUGAUCGUGAUCAUACAACUGAAGAUUUUGAAUCCAGUGCUACUCUCUCAAUGAACAGUUCAUCCCUGCCUCCCCAGCCUCAACCACCUCUGCCUCCUCAUAUGGUACCUUCUACCCUUGCUUCGCCUGUGUUGGCAACCGGGCCAAGUGAACCCCUAAUAGAAUCACUGCAGGAGCUACCAAGUAACAUGUCUCCAUCAUCACAACCUGCUCCACCGCCGCCUCCACCGCCGCCACCGCCACUGCCACAAAGUGGUAGGAAACCUGGUUCAUCUUUGCCGCCAUCACCAAGUGAGAGUAAACAUGUUCUCUCAUCACCGUCACCUCCACCACCGCCACCGCCACCGCCACCUCGGGUUAGCAGUGUAGGUCCUUCACAGCCACCGCCAUCGCCACCGCCACCACCACCACCUCGGAUUAGCAGUGUAGGUCCCACACAGCCUCCACCACCACCGCCGCCACCGCCGCCAAGUGGAAGAAAACAUAUUAUGUCAACACCACCACCGCCACCGCCGCCACCACCACCACCACCACCUCCUCGAAUUAGCAGCGUGUCUCCUUCACAGGCUCCACCCCCCCCCUGCCCCCACCGCCACUGCCAAAUUCUGGGGCAGCAAAACAGCAAAAUGUUUGUGCAGCUCCACCACCACCGCCACCUCCGGCUCCUGGAAUAG